CUGUUUCCGGUAGCAAAAUAUAACCGCCAUAAUUUUGUGUUUUUACUUUGCUAAGAUUACAGUAAGGUAAUUGCAAAAACUACACGUAUUAUAUUAAAUAUUUUAGCUAAUAUUUUAAAGUUGGAACUUUUCAGACGCAGACGUAUUUUAUUGCGUGUUUGCCUCGAUUUAUGCGGUUAAUUCACACUUUUCUUAUCCAUAAAUUGUAAUAGUUUGCUCCAGUCGUGGUGAUGUGUUCCGUUCGUCUCUCAGUAUCUCAGUGGAGGAAACAGGAAGGAUGUUUACUUAAAGUGGAGACGAGCCCAGUAAAACCACAAUGAUGCCUAGACCCCUCCAGGGCAGGAUCGUUCCAUGGAUAGAGAGACUGGUCCAGGGCUUCGGCGUGGCAGAGGGCACCGACAGCAGCACCGUGGGCCGACUGAAGGCUCAUGUCAUCGGUGUGGGUCAGAUGUCCCAGUCCCAGGCUCAGGCUCAGGGCACCGAAGGCCCCACAGGACUGCUGUUCCUGUCAGAUGGGGUGGUCCAGAUCCCUGCCGUUCUCACAGCGUCAGCCUGGGACCAUCUUCAGGACCAGGAGGAUCGUGAGUGCUUCACCAGCCUGGUCAACACCACAGUGUAUAUUCAGGACUACCAGCUCCAGUUCCACAUGGCCCCAGAACAGACCAAGUCCCGGUUCUACUUGUUGAUAGGUAAACUGGCCACCACCUCAGCUGGCCCUAUUAGAACUAACACCCCCUGCUGCACGAGCCUUCAGUCAGUCAGGAUGAAGAUCUGUAAGACGUGGAGAUCCCUGCUGGGUCAGGAGGACUCACAGGGGAGCCAGUGUGGGUUCGAUCUGUCGGAUCUUCUGGGCGAGUGGCAGCACGACUGUCUGCUGACCAUCCUGGACGAUGUUCGGGAGAAGCUGAUGGCGACGAGGAGGAGGAGCCUUCAACCUGGCACUUCGACGUCCGACCCGUCAGUUGGUGUUGCAGCUACACGCUGGGACCUGGAUCGGGUCAGGUACAAGGGACUAAAACCUUUCACUGUUCCUGUGAAGCAGCUUCUCAUCCCAGAAAACCUUCAAGUGCAGAACAGGCAGCUACAGGAUGACGAUGGGGUACAGAUGGAGUUAUCAGAGAACAGAAACGCAUACAAACAGUCAGAGAGUUCCACACCUUCUGUUGAUGAAGCUGAGUGGUGUAUAUCUGUCCCAGGACUUCUAGACUUAAAUAAACAGACAGAUGACGGCGUUCCUGAGGAGGAGAAUAUGCUAGAUGAAGAUAUAUUCGUAAGGAUGUUAGACAGUGAUGUCAGACCUUCAGACAAUCCGUGGGACAUGUUUCCCCGUCCAUGUGACACCUCCUCAUCCUCUGAAACUUCCCCACCACUAACACAGAUUUCCCAGACCAGCCACCACACACACACAGUCUUCACCAGCACCCAACUUCCUGUCCACGCCUCAGAGGAAUCCCAGCAACCGUCGCUAAGCAAAACAGAACACAGCUUCUUCCCACCGUAUCAGAAACUACCUCCAUCUCCGAGUAACUCCGCCUACCCCAGCUCCUCCUCUUCAUCAGCACCAGGUCUGACAGAACCAUCAAACCCACCCAUUUUGGUCCAAGAAAGCAAGACUCAGGAAAAAACAGACGCGGAAAACACCGAUGGGAGUAAAUGUAGGAAAGCGAAGAGAAAAAGAUGUGAUUUAAAUCCAGAGAUGUUGAGCACUGUGGUGGAGGAAGAACAUGAGGAAGCUGUGAUCAACACCAGCCCUCCGUCAUGGCUCUUCGAAUCUCAGGUCGGAUCAGAAGAGGGCGGAGCUUAUUGUCAGGGUCAAACCAUUAAAAAACAGACUCCGACCGUGCACAGUGAUGGCCGACCCUUCUCCUACUCAUACCAGAUGUCUGGAGACAACCUGCUGGACUUCAGCCGGUUCAGGGUGGCAGAAUCGUUGCUGCACUGGGCUGUGAAGUAUCUUGUCGUUCCAAAAAAUGCAGAUUAUUCAUGUAACCCGUCAGUGCCUGCAGGUUCUGGUGGAACUGAGGUCUCUUCAGCGUAGAAAUCAACCUGGAGUAGACUUUUUAAGAUCUCACCGGCCAGAAAAUAUACAAUCUUUGUCCUAAAACUGUUGAAAGGGACAUGUAAGUCAAAGAAAUAAAUAUCUAAAUAAAAUAAAUAUGGAUCACUGAAUAGC
Molecule: messenger RNA, 2173 nt
Organism: Sphaeramia orbicularis (orbiculate cardinalfish)
Lineage: Eukaryota; Metazoa; Chordata; Actinopteri; Kurtiformes; Apogonidae
Gene: acd
Product: ACD shelterin complex subunit and telomerase recruitment factor
Exons: 2
Coding region: 317-2038 (573 amino acids)
Biological process (GO): telomere maintenance via telomerase; telomere capping; protein localization to chromosome, telomeric region
Cellular component (GO): shelterin complex; chromosome, telomeric region; telomerase holoenzyme complex
Molecular function (GO): telomeric repeat DNA binding
Source: RefSeq, a predicted model, not a curated record